Molecule: messenger RNA, 7390 nt
Organism: Cyprinodon variegatus (sheepshead minnow)
Lineage: Eukaryota; Metazoa; Chordata; Actinopteri; Cyprinodontiformes; Cyprinodontidae
Gene: lcorl
Product: ligand-dependent nuclear receptor corepressor-like protein
Exons: 7
Coding region: 26-1720 (564 amino acids)
Biological process (GO): regulation of transcription by RNA polymerase II
Cellular component (GO): nucleus
Molecular function (GO): DNA binding
Source: RefSeq, a predicted model, not a curated record
GGGACUGGGGGGGGAAAGGGGGAGAAUGGCGGCCCAGUGUGCUAAAUGUUUGGCAGAAAGGAAAGGGUUUCGGAGGGAACUUGAUUCUUGGCGACAUAAACUUGUUCACUGCGUUGGGCUUGAAACUAUUCUGGAGGAAAUCUAUGGCCCAAUGCUGCUGAGAGACCUUAAUUUAUGUAUGGGCUGUGAACCUAAGAAGGUGGAUGACUGGUCAGCAGAAGCAAGUGUGUCGCAUUGUUCGUUCUGUAACCUGCCAUUGGACAAACUCAGUGACCAAGUACCUGCAACUGUAUCACCUCUUUCCUCGCCCUCUGAUUACUCCCCUUGUCAAACCUCAACCACAUCUGAGAGCAGUCAAUCGGCACAUAAGUUCCUUCAAGCUGUUUUUCAUAAGAAAGAUGUGACCUUGGAUUGUGAUCCCAAGAUACCUUUGGUUGCUCAGGAGCUGAUGAAUAAAAUUAUUCAUCAGUUUGCUGAGGAGUAUGCAUCCAAGUGCCUGCUCCCUACCACCACAAAUGGCAUUACAAGACCCUCAUCUCCACUGUCAGAGACCUCAGAUGCUCCCCUGGAUCUCACAGUGAACAGGACAAAUUGUGUGUUAGAUCUCUCAAACCGGAACUCUGCAAGCUCUGCAAUAUCAACAUCCAAUCACAGCGCCUCAGGGAGGCAGCACAAGAUGAACGAGUACAUUGAGAGGAGCUGGGAGCUGUCAGAGGGGUUGCUGUCCAAGGCUUUGAAGGAUAUCCGCUCAGGGAGGCUGCUGGAGCAACGGGCUGCCUUGCUUUAUGGGAUACCUCUACAAACCUUACAACAAGGUCUGGAGAACUGGACAGAUGGGAAGCUGGAUGCGCUGCAUCAGUUUAAACAAGGUGAAAGGGACUAUAUGGAUGAGACAACCUCUCACGGAGCAAUGUCAUCUACGUUAGGCGGAGAAGCCCGUCUCGUCCUGCAGAAGGUGGCAGCUUGGGCAGAGCGAGCAGAAAUUGGGGGAGGAGCAGAAGAAAACCCGGAUUCUACAUUCCCGUCGUCUACUCUAGCUUUCUAUCAGCCAAGCAGUGAUCAAAAGGCCUUCCCUCAAAGAUUUCUCCAGCUCAGGAAUGCCCUCCUGCAACCAACAAGUCCAUCUCCCAGUUUGGGAUCACCUACAACUCUCCGGAUUCCUCAGGUUCGUUCCUUGUCUGAUCACAACAGAGCUGUGUCAGCGGAGACGGCCAGCAUGGCAGAUCAUCUCCGCCAGCGUACCUCACUAACCGAGGGUACUGCCAGUUUAUCUUCAGCAUCUCCCAGGCCUUUAUCUUUCUUCAAACUCCGAUCCCCUCUGUUAGCACAAGGCUGUUCAGACGGCGCCAGCCAGUUACCUGAUCGUCUUGGACCACGCAGAUCCUCACUUGAUGAAACAGAGGACGGCUGCCGCGAUAAAGACAAACAACCCAGAAAGAAACGAGGAAGAUACCGGCAGUAUGACCACGAACUGAUGGAGGAAGCCAUCACCAUGGUGAUGGCUGGCCGCAUGAGUGUCUCUAAGGCUCAAGGAGUUUACGGAGUGCCACACAGCACUCUGGAAUACAAAGUUAAAGAGCGCACAGGAACUCUGAAGAACCCGCCCAAAAAGAAAUCUACUACCUUUAGUUCAAGUUCUAACUUGUCUGCAUCUGGUACCAUGACCAGUUCCAGUAACUCAGGAAAUCUAGCCUCAACUGCCGAUGCGAAAGGUUUUUAGACCGCAACACGCCUCAAAUUCCUCAACACUUGAACAAAUCCUCUCUUACAAGAUAAAUGUUCUCUGGAAACUCACUGAAAUUCAACUCUUGCCUUUAUGAAGUGCAUCAAUAUUUAUAUUCAGGUUUUUUUGUGUGUCUGAAUUGAUUUAUUAUUGAAGCUGUGUUUUUCUGACCUAGUCCUUUCUGAAGAACUGUUUAUAUUUUUCCUGUUGCUGCGGUGCUCAGUGCAUCUUAAGAGUUCAGGGGCUUUGAAAAUACAGUUAUGAAGCUCUUGGAGCUUUGAAAUUCGGAGCUAUUUAAAAUCCGAAAAACUCUCUGUAGUUUAUAAUUUUAAUUGAUUUACAUUCAUGUUUCUUUUCACAAAUUUCAGCUUAUUGAAGUGAUCCUAAAAAAUGUACUGUGAAUUUUCAGUACAUUCACUCUUAAAACAGGCGCUGAUGGUUUCAUCUACAUGGAGCUCUCUUGGUCACUAGCUGGACCCGAAGUUAGCUUUCCUUUGGUUAAAUAAAAGGUCAGAAUUUGUCAAAUGUUAUCAGUUGAUUAAUCCUAAUAACAGAAUAAGUCAAAAUAAGAAACAACGCACUGCUUCUAGAAAAUAUUGUACCCAAAAAUGAAGUUGUACUUAAAAUGUAGGUACUUUUAGGAAUUUACAUAUUUAAUGCUUUAUUUUGGGGGUUUUCUGUGAAAAAGAAAAUCUUUGAAGGAAACCUUGUUUCUCUUAUUGCUUUAAACUCCUCUUAUGGUAAGUGUUGAAAAACACAGCUUCAGACUUGGAGCUUUGAAAUGAAGUACGACUCCUGUACUUGUUUCUUAGCUGGUUAACUUUUAGGCUAUUCAGGUUUAUAUAUCAGUUCUUGAAACUAUAAUAGCAGAGCAUUGAUGAUUGUCAUUUUCAGAUUUUUAUCUCUUGGUUUUACCUGAGCUUCUCAAGUCACUUAGAGCCAUUUCAACUUUUGAGAUACUUGCUGAAGACCUCGUUUAACAGUGAGAUUUUACAGUAAUACAUGCUUAAAUAGUUUUACAUUCAAGAGGUUGACUUAAAACCACCUUGUGCGCACAUUUCCCUUUUGUUUCUCUUUAGUGCAGACUAGUCUGAACAUUGCUAUAUAUACUGUGUGUUGGAAUGCAUCCGUGCUGCAUGUUUUACAAUGUAAACUGAGAAGCUUGGAGAUAUCUGUUAUUUGUAUAUCUUCUGCUUGUAAGCGACUUUUUUUUCCUUGUCAAAUAUUUACUCAACUGCUACAGUAGUUGUAAUACUGCUAACCUCAUACAUGACUGCUGCUUAACUUUACUCGACUGUUCUCCUCACACGACGUGUAGCUUUGUUAAACGCUUGUAUAAACUUAAGAUUCAAAGAUGCAGAGAAGUGCAUGGAACUAAAAGAGAUUUAUGUUGCAUGUUUAGGGCUUGUUGUUGUUAAAUAGUUAUUUGUCUGUCUCUGGAAAUAGUUUUUAAAGAUUUCUUUGUAGGAAGUUGUCAUUGUGACCGUGACUUAGUAAUGCAAAGCUUAAAAGCUACUUCUGUUUCCAAGAAUUCUAGAUGCUGCGUCUAAUUUUGUGUUUGUCAGAUGGGCCUAGUUUCAUGAGUAGUGCUAUUACCAAAGCAGCGUUUCAGGUUUAGCCACACAAAGCUGCUGCGAUUUACUUUGCUGCUAUGCCAGCCCGUCUGCUUCUUGUGCUCUUACGCCAUCUAACCUCAUUACACGUACAGCGUUAGUCAAAACCUGGGACAUGUCUCGCACAUUGCUAGUGAAUGAGACUGCAUUUAACCUACAGUCGCAUUCACAUUGGUAACACUGAUACAUCCAUAACAUCAAUGUGCCAAUUGGAAGGCAACUCGGGCUUAAGUGCCUUGCUCCGGGGCACAUCGACAUAUGUAGGCAGGAGCUAGAAUUGGACCUACAGACAAGUCUACACAAUAAGCCACAGUCACCCAGAGAACUUGUCUAAGCUUUCGAUGCGUAUCUGUACCUCAGGUUUGUUUGUAACUAGCAGGGGUGCACCAGUUGUUCAGCUGACCGAUGGAGCCUCGAUUUGCUUAAUUUUUGGAGGUUGGUAAUUGGCAGAUACUUGGAUGGGAAAACGAUCUUAUCUACCUCUGCAAAAGUCUGUGAAUGAGCCACUGUCGAUGCUCAAAACGUAAUUUAUAUUUCAGAGCAUUUUUGUUUUACGGGUACUGAUUCAAAUAUUGAAGGUCUCUUGUAAUCUUAUAACACAGUGUCAGUUAUUUAAAAAAAAUGUUUUGAUGGCUUGACAGUUGAAAUCUACAAAACCAGGCCUAUUAGAGAACGAGAAUAUGUAAUCACCCAGAAAGCUGUAAUCGGUGCACCAUCAGUUACCAGCAGUAAUUAGUUUUCCAAUAAUUCUGUGUUCUUAUGGGUACAUGAUUGCUGUCUCAGGCUAUAUGGCGCGGGACUGUAUGACACUCAGUUGGCACAUUCCUAGAGCAUAUACUAAUAUCCAGCGAUAUCUGCCUAUUGAAUCAAUCAGAAAAUCAAAAAUAUCAGGUGUCUUGUCAGUUUGCCUAAAAAAGACUUCAAGCUUUGUUAGCUGUUCGCUUAGACUGCAGUAACGCCCUUGGGGUCACAUGACUCAUUCAGUGAGUGAUCUCAACUUACAGUUUUUGAGAGGAGCAGCCUGCUGGCACCAAAUGCUGUAUAUUGACCUGAAAAUCCAUUUAAAAUUAAGGUGAUAAGUGGGUCAAUAGUUAAAGUGCUGUUUUAAAUAAAGUCUCAAUCAGCUUCUUUUUCUGCUUUUAGCUUUGUAAAAUAAGAAUUUAAAUGGCUUCUGUUAUGUUGUCCAAAGUGGAAAGAAAUAGAGUAGUACUUAGCAGGUCAGUUAAAAAAAAAUCCAGAUGCGAAAACGUAUUCAGUUCACAAACUGAAGUAGUCAAACUAAUUUGCUUCGCAAGGAGGGCUUCAAUCAAGGUUACAGCUCUUAUUGCCAGUGCUGGAUGGUAUUAAUUCCAUCUGGGCAUUUUCUGAGUGUCUGAUGUCCAUGAAAAUGUUUGGCCUCAUUCCUCUGUAGCCGACUGGUUUGGGUGGUGUUGAGCUUAGCGUUCUGCACAAUGAUGCUCUGCUCUGUAUUUGGUACUUGAGUUCAGCAGCUGUGAUGUUGGCAUUCAGCCCAUACUUGCAUCAGGCUCUGUGGGAGCCAGGCUUUUCUCUGCUUUCUAAGGAAGAGCAGCCUUCUUUAUUGGACUUAUGGUGGCCGAGGUUGCGUCAGAUGAUUGAACAGCUUGUCUGAAGAUUAAUAUUUCCACUGUGCGCUGGAUAUUUUCUCCUCCAUUCCUUGGUAGUCAUGUCGAUAUACAGAAAAUUGAAGUGACGCCACCUUAUGAUUACUCCUAAAGGGUUAUCGGCAGCUGAACAGUGAGCGAUCUCAGUUUGUCCAGAAGUGGAAUGACCUUCCCCUCCAGCAUUGUUACCUUAGAAAGGCACAGCGGACAUGGGAAUAUUAUGUAAUAAAGGUUGAAUGUUGUCGGCUGGCAAAGUGUAAUUCAAAGGCACAUUACCCAAAGUAUUUACAGGACGUAACACAGUUCUGUUUCCAAAAUGGAUUUUGAUAUUUGAAAAGGUAAACAAAAAUCUGCUGCCGAUGGCAUGAGCAGCUCAAUACAACAGCUUUUAACAGGAUGUACCGGUCCUUUGUCUGUAAGAAGGUAGCAAACAAUUAUUUUGUCAAUGACAUUGUUUGCUUAUGUUUUGCUUUGAAAUAGGGCUGAAACAAUUGAUUGGAUUCAUCCUGAUAAAUUGAUUAUUAAAGCAUACCAUUUGCUAAAAGAACUUAACUGACUCUAUGUAGAAAUGAGACCCUUGUUUUUGCCUUAAUGUUUACUGAUGAGAAAAGGUGGCUCAAUAAAUGCCUCAGAUCAGGUAGUGCUUCACUGUUUAGCCUUUACAGCUAUCCUAUGUUUGAUGGAGCUAUUGUUUCACUGGCCUGCAUUUCCAUCUUGGCGAAGCAAUCUUUGCAGGUGGCAUUAUGUCAAUUCCGUUGAGAGAACUUUCAGCAUCUCAUCUGUUAAUUAGAUUUUCUUGUUCAUCUGGCACAUACAGAGGAAAUGGGAGCUGUAAUUACAGAUUACUUUAAAUGCAGAUUAAAUAGGAAAAAAAGGAUAUUUUAAAUUUCAUCAGUUAUUUAAGCUAUACGUUUCAGAGUGAAUAGCCAAACGGAAAACUAACAAUCCUUUAGUUUCUAGUUCUUAGUGUCGCUGAGGCUUAACUCUGUUGUCAUGAAACUGAUGGCUAUCUCAUCAGGUCUCAGCCAGGCCGAUGGAGGUUUUAAGAGUGGUUACGCUAAGGUCAUUUGGUUGACACUGAUAGGAUCAACAUGGAGAAGCCUUUAGAUCAGCGAUUUCAAACUCAAACCCUCAAAGACCAGUAUCCUACAGCUUUUAGAUACAGCUGAAUCAAGACACGAUUACCUCCUCAAGUGACAUUCAGCUCCCCAGAGUCCUUGAAUAGACCUUAUUAUUUCAUUCAGGUGUGUUAAAGUAGAGACUUGUCUAAAAGGUGCCAGACACAAGUCACUGAGGACUGGAUUUUGGCAUCCCAGCUUUGCGCACGUGUUAAAAGGGCUAACAAAACCGAGCCCAAAUCCCCUCUGAUGGUUAACACCUCUGUUUUAUUGCAAAACACUAAUUGCGAUAUUUUGUGUAUAUACACAAGGGAUUUAAAGUGAUUUCUGUUUUUGUUUUCAGAUCAACAAAGCAAAUUAUCCUGAAUCUGAUUUGUAUACAUUAAUUAGCUAUUGCACUAUAAUUUAUGUUUUCUUGUAGAAGCCUGUCUUUUAUGUUGUGGUUUGCAUAUUUAUUUAUUAUUGUGAUGCAGAACUUUGAUAUCUGGCUUGACUGUAGACAUCAAAGCACUUUGAUUCAGUGUGACGUAUAAUGAUGCAUGAAGGCUUUUAAUCUGCUUGUACAAAUUCUGUUUUUUGCUUUGAAGUAAUUUUAAGUGAUAUUUGGAAAUUAACUUGAUUCUGACCCAACAAGAACACUAAAGAAUGUAAUUUUAUAUAUAGUCAAGUUUAUCCUCGACCCAGAAAGUACUUGAAUAUCAGGUGGAAAAAAUAUAUUCUCUAUCAUACUAAGAUGUUUUAAUAUUGUUCACUAUUUAAUUUCACUGGAAAUCUUCUGUUUGCUGUUUUGAACUGUAAGCAAUGUUUCUGAACAGUUACUUUGAGAGAAUGUUAUUUCAAACAAAUUGUCGCCAUAAAAUGUAAAAAAAAAAAAUGCCUUUGAGCGUUUCUACAAUCGUUCCUUCUGCUUUCAGCAGAAUGUCCUGGUCACCAACAUCUAAUCAAUAAAACACUUCUUCAAAAAUGAUCAGUAAGUUGCUGUGGCUGGAAUUACCUAAAUCUUUCUGGUAUAUAAUAUGUUUUACAGGGACAACUGUUUUUAUGUUAUUUAGCAUGUGAUGAAGAUAAAGAAUUAUGUGGAAAGGGAGGGAUUUUUCUUCAAAGAUUUUUUGUCUUUUUUUAUAUUCAGUUACCCCAUCAGCAAAAAAUCUGCUCUUUUGGAUGGAUUUGUUCACGCAAGCUAUAAGACUGAUUUUACACCCUGCGUGUCGUCAAAAGGAAGAAAAAAAUAAUACUGUUAAAUAGAAACAAAUAUAGUUUCCAUGCAUCGAUUCAAUGCAAAUUUGUUUUCUAAAUAUCAUUGUGAACAGUAGA